AUGGCGAUUUCAAAGGUAAUCGUUGUUGGUUCCGGACCAGCAGGGCUAGUACUUUCACUCCUGCUCGCCAAGCAGGGCAUCAACGUACUCAUCCUCGAAGCCGCCCAGAAGCUCGACGAGAGCCCUCGCGCAUCACAUUACGCGCCCCCAGCGACCUACGAGCUCGAAAGAGCAGGCGUGUUGCAAGAGGUGAUCUCCGAGGGGUUCUUCCCCGACGGGGUAUCGUGGCGAGACAUCGACGGCAACCCGCUCGUCUCACUCCUCCAAAAAGAUGCAACCAGAGACAACAAGGUCGUCUGCUUGCCCCUGAACCACCUGACCAGAAUCCUCAUCGCGCACCUGGCGAAGGAAGACCGGGCGGACUUGAGAUGGUCUCACAAGGUUCUGCCCACUAUGGGACAGGACCCGUCGGCGGCGUGGGUGAUGGUGCAGACCCCACACGGCGUCGAGAAGUUCUCGGCAGACUACAUCGUCGGGUGCGACGGUGCGAAGAGUCAGAUCCGGAGAUCGUUGCAAGGAGACGAGUUCCCCGGACGGACGUGGGACGAGCAGAUCGUGGCCACGAAUGUCUACUACGACAUGUCUCCCUACAAGUGGCAAGAAGUCAACUUCAUCCUCGAUAGAGAGCACUGGUCCCUGGUCGCCAAGAUCCAGAAUGAUGGCCUGCUGCGCGUGAUCUACGGAGACAUCCCAGGCCUGACCCGAGAGGAGUACAUCGCUCGGCAGCCCAUGAAAUUCAAACAUUUCCUCCCCGGCCGCCCCGAUCCCGACCAGUACAGAGUCGUCAGCAUCAGCCCGUACCGCGUCCAUCAACGAUGCGCGAAGCGCUUGCGCGAGGGACGCUUCCUUCUCGUUGCCGACGCAGCGCAUCUAUGCAACCCCUUCGGCGGACUCGGUCUGACAGGCGGUCUGGUCGACGCCGGCAACCUCUUCGACUGCCUCAACGGGAUCCAUCAGGGUCUCGCCACCGACGCCAUCCUGACGCGAUACGACGUCGUGAGACGAGAGAAGUACCACAGCAUGAUCGACCCCAUCUCCAGCGAGAACAUCCGGCGGAUGUGGAAGGAUCCCGCAGUCGCGCGGGAGGAGGACACGUUUUUCGCCAUGUGUCGGAAAGCCGAAGCCGAUCCGGAAUUCGCCAAACUCAUGCAGCAGGGUGUGAAAGCGAUUAUGCAUGAUUUUAGAAAGGAAUAUGACGGUGCACUGGCAUCAACGGUUUCAACGGCUCCAACGGCAUCAAUGGCUCCAACGGCAUCAGCGGCUUCAAUGGCACCAACGGCAUCGACGGCUUUAACGGCUCCAACCGCUCCAACGGCUUCAAAUUAG
Molecule: messenger RNA, 1326 nt
Organism: Drepanopeziza brunnea f. sp. 'multigermtubi' MB_m1
Lineage: Eukaryota; Fungi; Ascomycota; Leotiomycetes; Helotiales; Drepanopezizaceae
Molecular function (GO): FAD binding
Source: RefSeq, a predicted model, not a curated record